CUAAAGUGUUGUUGUGUGGGUAUGCCGCGGUAGGUUGUCAGAUGAUAAUUUGCACAACGAAAGUAAUAAAUGAGCAAUGUUUAAUUAAUUUUGGGCGUAAAUUUUGCAACGUGUUUGUUAUAAAUCAAUUACACGGUCAGGCCAAGUGCUUUGCUUAAGUUCCACAUAUUUAUAGUAAAGGUGUAUACAUAUAUUUUUUUUGCGAAUAUGAAAUGUCUUUUGGCUUUGUUAAAAAAAUACUACAGUGGCCAAUUAAUUAUUGAAAAUAUCGUAAACCUAUUAGUAUGAAACCUAAACUAAAUGCAAAGUACGGUUUUAAUUAAAUUACAAAUUGGUGUAACUUAUUAGUUAGUAAAAGUUAUAGCAUUAGUGGUUUGGAGAGCGUAUACGAAGAACUUAAAUAAUCUAUAAUUGACUGGUGUUUGCAUUGCGUUGUAAAGAAUACUACAUAUUAAUUUUGUUUUAAAUAUGGCUGAGGCGGCAGCGAAUGAGCAAAUUCAUGGUUAUCAUGAUAACGACUCAAGUGAUACAUGCCAUUUACGUAUUAUAAUCAUUAAUGGAAAAUCAUUAGCAAAAAAGGAUAUAUUUGGGGCAAGUGACCCAUACGUAAGGAUUGAUUUAAAUACAAUUAAUGGUGAUAUAAAUAUAGAUUCCGUUUUAACGAAGACCAAAAAGAAGACACUCAAUCCUACCUGGAAUGAAGAAUUCGUAUUCAGGGUCAAACCUUCCGAGCACAAAUUAGUGUUUCAAGUAUUUGACGAAAAUCGCCUAACACGUGAUGACUUUUUGGGCAUGGUUGAAUUAACGCUCAAUAAUUUACCUACAGAGCAAGAAGAUACCACUAUAAGCCCACAAACUUACUCACUAAGACCGAGAAGGUCAGUAGGCAGCGCAAAGUCACGGAUAAAAGGCACACUAGAGAUAUAUCAUGCAUUUAUACAUGAAACAGGGGAGACCAGUGAAAGUGACACCGUUGACGGAGAGUGGGAGCAUAUGGAAACAGUCUCACGGAUGAGCGGAACUCCAACGAGUCAAUUUCCAUCCAGUGUUAAUCACGAGCCAUUACCGUCGGGCUGGGAGGAAAGGCAAGACGCAAACGGAAGAACGUAUUAUGUUAAUCAUACUGCACGGACUACCCAGUGGGAACGCCCAUUAGUCUCAGCAACUAACAACAGUAAUGUUAACGUUGAAGCAGCUGCUUCUGAUUUUCAACGACGUUUCCACAUUAGUGUGGAUGAAUCGGAUUCUGGUCGACCUCCAGUCACCCCUAGAUCGGAUGAAGACACAUUACCGCCAAAUUGGUCAAUGCAGGUGGCACCAAAUGGUAGAACUUUCUUUAUAGAUCAUGCUGCGCGGCGUACGACAUGGAUAGAUCCAAGGAAUGGUCGUGCUAGCCCAAUGCCAAAUCAAACACGACGAGUUGAAGAUGAUUUGGGUCCCUUGCCGGAAGGUUGGGAAGAACGUGUUCAUACAGAUGGACGAGUAUUUUACAUUGAUCAUAAUACUCGCACCACCCAGUGGGAAGAUCCACGAUUAUCUAAUCCAAAUAUUGCUGGCCAAGCUGUACCAUAUUCCAGAGAUUACAAGCAAAAGUAUGAAUAUUUCAAGAGUCAUAUUCGAAAACCGACAAAUGUUCCGAAUAAAUUUGAGAUUCGUAUUCGCCGUUCCUCAAUUUUAGAGGAUUCUUACAGAAUCAUAAACUCUGUGACCAAAACCGAUUUAUUAAAAACUAAAUUGUGGGUAGAGUUCGAAGGUGAAACCGGGUUGGAUUAUGGAGGUCUGGCAAGAGAGUGGUUCUAUUUGCUAUCAAAGGAAAUGUUUAACCCAUACUAUGGACUCUUUGAAUAUUCAGCUAUGGAUAAUUAUACACUACAAAUUAACAAUGGCAGUGGUUUGUGUAAUGAGGAGCACUUAAGUUAUUUCAAAUUCAUCGGUCGUAUCGCCGGUAUGGCUGUAUACCAUGGAAAACUCCUAGAUGCAUUUUUCAUACGUCCAUUUUAUAAAAUGAUGCUGCAAAAGCCAAUUGAUUUGAAAGAUAUGGAAUCAGUUGAUACCGAGUAUUAUAAUUCCUUGAUGUGGAUAAAAGAGAACGACCCACGGCAAUUGGAAUUGACAUUUUCUUUAGACGAAGACACGUUUGGCCAAAAGAGCCAACACGAGCUAAAGCCAGGAGGCUCAAAUAUUGAGGUUACUGACGAGAACAAGGAUGAAUAUAUAAAGCUUGUCAUUGAAUGGCGAUUCGUUGCACGUGUUAAAGAACAGAUGUCAUCUUUUUUGGAUGGCUUUGGCUCAAUAAUUCCAUUAAAUUUAAUUAAGAUAUUUGACGAGCACGAGUUGGAAUUAUUAAUGUGUGGAAUACAAAACAUUGAUGUAAAAGAUUGGCGAGAAAAUACACUCUAUAAGGGAGAUUAUCACCAAAAUCAUAUAAUUAUACAAUGGUUUUGGCGCGCUGUACUCUCCUUUUCAAACGAGAUGCGUUCGCGCUUAUUACAGUUUGUUACUGGCACUUCACGCGUUCCCAUGAAUGGCUUUAAGGAGUUGUACGGUUCCAAUGGCCCACAAAUGUUCACUAUUGAAAAGUGGGGCACUCCUAAUAACUAUCCUCGAGCACAUACCUGUUUCAAUCGUCUGGAUUUACCACCUUAUGAAGGCUACGUCCAAUUAAAAGAUAAAUUAGUAAAAGCUAUUGAGGGUAGUCAAGGCUUUGCUGGAGUCGAUUAAUGUCUCUGGUAGUAGUUGUAAAGUUCCCAAUAGCAACGAAAAAAUCCGCCAUAUAAGAUAAAGUGCGGUGUCGAGGCCUUUUACGCUGACUUGUGUACUUAUUUUUCUGUUUAUUACUACAUAAUAAUAAUUUUACGAACUUCCUGUUAUAAAAAUAUAAAUACCAAAUUAUAUCAAACAAUUUUUGUUUCAAAUACAGAAUCACUAAGCUGAUGAAUAAGAA
Messenger RNA from Bactrocera neohumeralis, 2944 nucleotides. RefSeq names its product E3 ubiquitin-protein ligase Nedd-4 (gene Nedd4). Gene Ontology annotation, biological process: regulation of dendrite morphogenesis; ubiquitin-dependent protein catabolic process. The transcript is spliced from 15 exons. Gene Ontology annotation, molecular function: ubiquitin protein ligase activity; sodium channel inhibitor activity; protein binding. The record is from RefSeq and is a predicted model, not a curated record. Bases 469 to 2721 code for a protein of 750 amino acids. Lineage: Eukaryota; Metazoa; Arthropoda; Insecta; Diptera; Tephritidae.